UCAUCCGUGCAAAAAGUUUUAUAAAUAGAUUUUAUUUAGUGCUCCGAAAUAGCAAGAUUUUUUUUCAAAAAAUUUACGCCAAAGAACUAAACACGGCCACAGAGCAGCACAUUGCAUGAGCACUUCCAACACUAAGCAAACUAAACACGGCCACAGAGCAGCACAUUGCAUGAGCACUUCCAACACUAAGCAAGGGCAAAUUGGCAAGAGCACCAGGUGACACAGCAGCAAUGCCAACCUCCCACUGGGAAGAUCGGUUCUAGCAUUCGCUGGACAUUGACAUGGUAUAACCCAGCAAUCCUUAAGAAAAGAAUCCGCUUUGGGUUCACAAUCUUCUUUCUGGUUGGUUCAGUUUCGAACCUUCAGUGUACCGAGCUGAUGGAUCACAACACUGGAUACGAUGUCUGACAACAGAAAUAGAGCAUGUCCUAAUUGCAAUAAAAUGCAUAACCUGUGUAUUAGAGUGACUCAUUUUCUUGGUUGGCAGAUCACAAAAAGGAACACAAACACAAGCCCCAACUUGUCCGGGAGUUAGGUCAGGGACACCAUAUGAAUGAAACUAUCUUAAUUUCAGUCACACCAAGAUUGUCCCAAGUUUGGUAACUGCAGUGUCCAAUAUAUCACCUAACAAAGCCACCCAACACCUGCAUACAUAGCAUCUCUUGCAGACUGAACCCUUCAUCAGGAGCGCCAUGGUGGAAGCUCAUGCCACGCCGGCGACGCCGUUCUCCCCACUGACAGGGCUCCACAAGUACAUCGCGAUCUUCCUCGUCAUCCUCUCAUGGAUCCUGGUCCACAAGUGGAGCCUGAGGAAGCAGAAAGGCCCAAGAUCAUGGCCGGUGAUUGGCGCGACGGUGGAGCAGCUGAGGAACUACCACAGGAUGCACGACUGGCUUGUCGAGUACCUGUCGAAGAACAGGACGGUGACCGUCGACAUGCCCUUCACUUCCUACACCUACAUCGCGGACCCGGUGAAUGUUGAGCAUGUCCUCAAGACCAACUUCACCAAUUACCCCAAGGGAGACGUGUACAGAUCCUACAUGGAUGUGCUGCUCGGCGACGGCAUAUUCAACGCCGACGGCGAGUUGUGGAGGAAGCAGAGGAAGACGGCGAGCUUCGAGUUUGCCUCCAAGAACCUGAGAGAUUUCAGCGCCAUCGUGUUCAGAGAAUACUCACUGAAGCUGUCAGGCAUACUGAGCCAAGCAUCCAAGACAGGCAAAGUUGUGGACAUGCAGGAACUGUACAUGAGGAUGACGCUGGACUCGAUCUGCAAGGUUGGGUUCGGGGUUGAGAUCGGCACGCUGUCGCCAGAUCUCCCCGAGAACAGCUUCGCCCAGGCGUUUGACGCCGCCAACAUCAUCGUCACGCUGCGCUUCAUCGACCCGCUGUGGCGCCUGAAGAGGUUCUUCCACGUCGGGUCAGAGGCCCUCCUGGAGCAGAGCAUCAAGCUCGUGGACGAGUUCACCUACAGCGUCAUCCGCCGGAGGAAGGCCGAGAUCGUCGAGGCCCGGGCCAGCGGCAAGCAGGAGAAGAUCAAGCACGACAUCCUGUCGCGGUUCAUCGAACUCGGCGAGACCGGAGAGGACAGCGGUGGCCUCGGGGACGACAAGAGCCUCCGGGACGUGGUGCUCAACUUCGUGAUCGCCGGGCGGGACACGACGGCGACGACGCUGUCGUGGUUCACCUACAUGGCCAUGUCGCACCCGGAGGUGGCCGAGAAGCUGCGCCGCGAGCUGCGCGCGUUCGAGGCGGAGCGCGCGCGCGAGGAGGGCGUGGCACUGGUGCCCUGCGGCGGCGGCGGCCCCGACGCCGCCGCCGACGACAAGUCGUUCGCCGCCCGCGUGGCGCAGUUCGCGAGCCUCCUCAGCUACGACAGCCUCGGCAAGCUGGUGUACCUCCACGCCUGCGUCACCGAGACGCUCCGGCUCUACCCCGCCGUGCCUCAGGACCCCAAGGGGAUCCUGGAGGACGACGUGCUGCCGGACGGGACGAAGGUGAGGGCGGGCGGCAUGGUGACGUACGUGCCCUACUCGAUGGGGAGGAUGGAGUACAACUGGGGCGCCGACGCGGCGAGGUUCCGGCCGGAGCGGUGGAUCAACGAGGACGGCGCGUUCCGGAACGCGUCGCCGUUCAAGUUCACGGCGUUCCAGGCGGGGCCGAGGAUCUGCCUGGGCAAGGACUCGGCGUACCUGCAGAUGAAGAUGGCGCUGGCCAUCCUCUGCCGCUUCUACAGGUUCCACCUGCUGGAGGGGCACCCCGUCGAGUACCGCAUGAUGACCAUCCUCUCCAUGGCGCACGGCCUCAAGCUCCGAGUCUCCAGGGCCAUCUGAUUAUUAAUUAUUUCCAUAAUUACUUGAUUGCAUUGCAUCCUAGAUGAUGUAAUGCAAUCUUUGGGAUCUCGAGAGAUGUGAUGAUGAGUCAAUAAUCUGAAUCUGCUAUACAUACUAUUGCCUGCC
Panicum virgatum (switchgrass) is the source of this 2456-nucleotide messenger RNA. Its product is annotated as cytochrome P450 704B1-like. The transcript has 5 exons. NCBI's taxonomy places the organism in Eukaryota, Viridiplantae, Streptophyta, Magnoliopsida, Poales, Poaceae. The record is from RefSeq and is a predicted model, not a curated record. Bases 693 to 2330 code for a protein of 545 amino acids. Gene Ontology annotation, molecular function: monooxygenase activity; oxidoreductase activity, acting on paired donors, with incorporation or reduction of molecular oxygen; heme binding.